This is a messenger RNA of Phaethon lepturus (White-tailed tropicbird), 1295 nucleotides long. RefSeq names its product nitric oxide synthase, brain-like. The transcript has 9 exons. Lineage: Eukaryota; Metazoa; Chordata; Aves; Phaethontiformes; Phaethontidae. The record is from RefSeq and is a predicted model, not a curated record. Gene Ontology annotation, biological process: negative regulation of blood pressure; muscle contraction; nitric oxide biosynthetic process. The annotation marks the transcript as partial. Gene Ontology annotation, molecular function: FMN binding; nitric-oxide synthase activity; flavin adenine dinucleotide binding. Gene Ontology annotation, cellular component: nucleus; vesicle membrane; cytosol.
GAGCUACAAGGUCCGUUUCAACAGCGUCUCCUCUUACUCGGACGCGCGGAAAUCCUCAAGCGAUGGCCCCGACCCCAGGGACAACUUUGAAAGCACGGGGCCGCUGGCUAAUGUCAGGUUCUCCGUGUUUGGGCUGGGGUCGCGUGCUUACCCCCAUUUCUGCGCCUUUGCCCGGGCGGUGGACACUCUCCUGGAGGAGCUGGGUGGAGAGCGGAUCCUCCGCAUGGGAGAAGGCGAUGAGCUCUGUGGCCAAGAGGAGUCCUUCAGGACCUGGGCCAAGAAGGUCUUCAAGGCAGCGUGCGACGUGUUCUGCGUGGGGGACGACGUCAACAUCGAGAAAGCAAACAACUCCCUCAUCAGCAACGACCGGAGCUGGAAAAGGAGCAAGUUUCGCCUGACCUACGUGGCUGAAGCCCCGGAACUCACACAAGGGUUGUGCACCAUCCACAAAAAACGCGUCUACGCAGCCCGGCUUAUCACACGUCAGAACCUGCAGAGCCCAAAGUCCAGCCGCUUGACGAUUUUCCUGCGCCUCCACACCAACGGACACCAGGAACUGCAGUACCUGCCCGGCGACCACCUGGGCGUGUUUCCAGGGAACCAUGAAGACUUGGUCAAUGCCCUGAUCGACAGGCUUGAAGACGCCCCUCCGGCCAACCAGCUGGUGAAGCUGGAGCUCCUGGAGGAGAGGAACACAGCUCUAGGUGUCAUCAGCAACUGGACAGACGAGAACCGUGUCCCACCAUGCACCAUCUUCCAGGCUUUCAAGUACUAUUUGGACAUCACCACCCCUCCCACACCCCUGCUGCUGCAGCAGUUUGCUUUGUUGGCCACCAGUGACAAGGAGAAGAAGCGUCUGCAGGUCCUUAGCAAGGGCUUGCAGGAGUACGAGGAAUGGAAGUGGUCCAAGAACCCCACCAUCGUGGAGGUGCUGGAGGAGUUCCCCUCAGUACAGAUGCCCUCCACGCUGCUGCUCACACAGCUCCCCCUCCUCCAACCACGCUACUACUCCAUCAGUUCCUCCCCAGAGAUGUACCCGGGCGAGGUCCACCUCACCGUGGCAGUGGUCUCCUAUCGCACGAGAGAUGGAGAAGGACCAAUCCACCACGGAGUCUGCUCCUCUUGGCUCAAUCGGAUCCAGGCCGAUGAAGUAGUGCCCUGCUUCGUAAGAGGCGCGCCCGGGUUCCACCUGCCCCAGGACCCCCAGGUGCCCUGCAUCCUCAUCGGCCCCGGCACCGGCAUCGCCCCUUUCCGGAGCUUCUGGCAGCAGCGGCUUUUUGAAAUCCAGCAGAAAG